AUGGUGGAAGCAGAACGAGACAUGUUACAGGUGGAUUUCGGUGCUAUUGGUGACCUUCUCAAAGUUCGGUUUGAAGCAGAUGGAUCUGGUGAUGAACCGGAUUAUUACUUGGAAUGGAUCGAGCUACGCGAUCUUGACACUGAGGAGAGGAUUGCUGUAAGGGUCGGCAAAUGGAUGGACAUCACCGGCAAGCGCACGAAGAAGCCUCAAGCGUUUCGAGAGAUCAGCAUCUUCCGAUCUGGGGAUCAACCUUUGGAAAUGCAAAAUUACGAUGGCAAAGUUCUCGGCGGCGAUAUGAGUCUGCUUGAAAACGGGAAGCUAGAGGCACAACUCGUCGGUGAUUUUAGUGACAGCGGUGUAUUCCCGCUAAUCUACAACGAGAAGAAAAAGGUGAGCGAGAAAAUGUGA
Molecule: messenger RNA, 408 nt
Organism: Cooperia oncophora
Lineage: Eukaryota; Metazoa; Nematoda; Chromadorea; Rhabditida; Trichostrongylidae
Source: the annotation of a GenBank genome assembly